Lasiodiplodia theobromae is the source of this 612-nucleotide messenger RNA. RefSeq lists its product as uncharacterized. The transcript has 2 exons. The record is from RefSeq and is a predicted model, not a curated record. Bases 1 to 612 code for a protein of 203 amino acids. Lineage: Eukaryota; Fungi; Ascomycota; Dothideomycetes; Botryosphaeriales; Botryosphaeriaceae.
AUGGGCCGCAAAAUUACCAUUAUCGACCGCGACGGCAAUGGCUACCUGCUUCCCUACGCCCUCUUCCGCCAGCACAAGACGAUCAACUUCUGCCUCCUGAACCCGGAGCCCGCCUCCACCCGCUCUAGCCUCGUCUUCAAGCUCCACAAUCACCCCCCCGCCGUCGCCGCCAUGAUCACCUUCAUCCACACCAACGAACUCCCCAUCCCGCGCCACAUCGCCGCCAACCAGGACUCCCUGCGCUUCCUCGCACACGUGCUGAUCCUGGGCGAGGAAUACUUCUCCGAACUGGCUCAUACCGCCUACACCGCCAUCGAGAAACACCUGGGCGCCUGCGCCUCGCCGCACGACCUGAUCGGCGCCAUCGAGGUCAUCUACGGCGACUACUUCGGACUCAGCAGCGACACGGGCGUCAAGGACCUGCUCGUGCGUUGGACCGCGCAGAGGUUCGAUGGGGAGGUGGUCGGCAGCGCGCGGUAUGAGGGCUUGUUCUUGUCGCUGGCGUUGGACGCGUUUAGGACGGAUUUGCGGAAGGAGUUGAAGGGGUUGGGCCGUGUGGUUGUGGAUGCGGAUUUGGAUAGUUGGGGUGGGGAGAGUGCGUUGGAUGACUAG